Molecule: messenger RNA, 5019 nt
Organism: Scomber japonicus (chub mackerel)
Lineage: Eukaryota; Metazoa; Chordata; Actinopteri; Scombriformes; Scombridae
Gene: axdnd1
Product: axonemal dynein light chain domain containing 1
Exons: 27
Coding region: 1-5019 (1672 amino acids)
Source: RefSeq, a predicted model, not a curated record
AUGUCUGCGUCCAUGAGACCCAGUUCAGCGCCAACUUCAUCGAGGUCGGAAAAAGCGCUGGACACCACAGUGGCAGAACUGAAUUUUGAAGUCCCAGCAGAAAGUGGACAGACACAGCCACAUUAUGUUCACAACCAGAUCAUCCCAGACGAACUGCUGGUCAGCCUUACCUCCACAGUCUGCAACAGGAACACAAUGGGACACACUGCACACCAUCGGCACUGCAAGGCAUGUGGAAUCAGACGGCCAGAUGCAGUCUGGCAACACCCGCUAGGACGCAAGAAAUAUAAAUACUUUCUGGAGCAGCCAACAUCCCUGACUGGAGCUGGCAGGGAUAUUUCGUUCCUGUGUGAUGCUGUGGUUACCCAGAAGAGGACAACUCCCCUCCCACCACUGACUGAAAGGAGCAGCACCGGUGACACGCAGAACGUGAAUGUUUCAGAGAGUCUGAUCCCAGAAGAAUAUCACAUUGUGAAAAACAAAGGGCUGCGGAGUCUGGAGUUCUUUGAGGAUGCGUUCACAGUGCAACUGCAGGAUGAUGAGCAGAAGCUACGUGUCUUUCCAUCACUGAGGCCCAGUGGCAGACUGGAAGUGGUUCAUCUGAUGAGGAUGAUGGACGACAUGCUGGAAAAGGCUGGAGUGGAUCAACAGAGUCAGGAACUAACUGAGCUCUCCCAGAUGGAGGGUCUGCUGGAGCUUGUACAUACUGAGCAGAACAUCUACAACAUUGUUUUCCAUGAACUGAUCAGGCAGGUCAGUGUGGGAUGUGCCGAGAGAGGACAGCUGCUUGCCAAACUCAGACAGCGCUACCAGUCUUUGCUUGAGCGAAUCCCCCGCCGUCUGAAGGCUCUGCACACGGAGGGAGUGGCACAGCGGGCUCUGGAUCGCCGGCUAACCGAGGAAAUCCACCGCAUCAAGACAUCCAUCCAGCAGCUCAGCAUAGAGCUGUCCAGGAUCAGAGACCAUGAUGCCUUUGUCUCCCACCAGGCGGAGCGUGCUCACCAGCAGCUGGCUGAAGCGAUUGAUCAGACUCACACUAACACAGAUGUGGUUCAAGGUUACCAUGAGCUGUAUGAGCUGCUGAGGGCUCGCCUUGAGGCUCAGCUGCUCCAGAUGACUGAGGAGAAAGACUGCUGGAAGCAGCGCACCUUCUGCCUUGCCCUCAAGGUUAUCAGUGUGAAGAAGCUGGAGCUAGUCAACCGGCUGCAUUUCAGUGAGCUGAGCUGGUUUAAGACAGCAGAGCAUUGCACCAUGUACCUCACUUCAAAGGACACAGAGGACCUGGAUAUCAUAAUAGAGCUUGCAGACUACUGGAGAGAACAUCUGACUGCUUUCAUGUGUCAGCUGAAGAAGACUGAGCAUGCUCAGUGUGACCAGAUCAGUGCCAUCCAGCAAGGCAUCGCCAAGUGGCUCGCCUUCUGCACCACAAAGAACAAGUGUACUGACCCAAAAUAUGAGAACGCUUCAGUGGAAGGGAUUCAUGCUGAUAUGAAGCAGUGGUCAGAAACAUUGGCCCUGCAGUGUGAGCACUAUCAAGGUGAAGAGCUGCUUUGCUGCCAGCAGACAUUAGGCGAACUUGACUGUGUUCAGGAAAGGUGGAUGGAUAUGAGCCUUCAGCUGUUCAGAAGACACCUGGGCCCUCAUGAUGAACCUCCUGCAGGCGAGCAGGUCAUAAGGGAGCUGGGCAGGGUUAUACCUGAGCAUCACAAACAGCUGGAAACUCAAGCUAGUGGAGAGAGUGGAUUCCAUGGACUGAUCAUGUCACUGCACGGGUUGAUGGAGUCCUGGGUAGCAAAGCUUGGGGCAGUGAUUGGCCGUCCAGAAAUGAUGGCUGUCUUUGAUUGGCUAAGGCUGGAAAACGCACUGCGGAAUUGGCAAAGUUUCGCUGAAGAAGCCAUGCAGAAGAUCUCCAUUGUGCAGACAGUAAAUGAAAAGGACAAACAAAAGGUGUUAGACCAAGUGCAGGAGUUCAUAACCAGCCUGUCCAGUUUCACUGACUGUGAGAACCAUAGACUAAUGGAGGAGGUUACUUCCAUUAAAUUGGCUCAGACCCACUGGAUGUUGGAUAUGUUGCUUCUUUUAGUCCCUGACCAUAGUGAGGAGCAGAGCCAAGAACAGGAACACCAAUACAUUACAAACAUCUCACUACAGAAACUGGAUGAGGAUGCCAAAGUGUUGGCUGAGAAACUGGACUUUUUUUCAAGAUACAUAACCAGCUCAUGCCAGCUGAUUGUGGAGGAGCAGAUUCUGCAGAACCCACAUCAAGUUAAGGAUGAAAAUGAGAUGAAUGAGUUCAGAAAGUUGCAGACAGACUGCACGGAUUGGGUGGAGACUUGUAUGAUCCUGCUCUCAGGAGUAGAAGGUGGCUCUGUGGAGCUGUCUGUCAGACAGGCUGACCCCUCUUCCAGCAGUGAUCUGCCUGUCUCUCCAGCAGACAGCCUGGAGUCUCUGGAGAACAAAGAGGUUUCAGCUGAACCUGCAGCAGAUAAUGAAGUCCAAGAGGUCAAAGAUGAGAUUCAAGCAGAAUCGAGCAAGGCCCAUUCUAUUGCCACAGUGAGGCAUACCAUGAACAAAGUCAGGGAUGCUAUUGCACACCUCAACCCUGGUCAGGUCCCUGUGAUAACUGCAGACCAGCCUAUUUAUUCUAUUGCCAAACAAGUCCAGUGGCACUGGCCUGACCUGUAUGGUGAGGACAAAUUUGUUGUAAUGUUUGGCGGUCUCCACAUAGAGAUGGCUGCAUUCAGAUCACUUGGGACCCUGCUUCAGAGUAGUGGGUGGACAGGUGCUCUUGUGGAGGCUGGGGUGGCCUCUUCAGGAACAGCUGACUCCUUUCUUUCUGCCUCAAGUGUCACAAGAACACGCCACAUGCACCAAGUUACAGCAUGCUGUCUGUACAUGCUCCGAAAGGAAGCAUAUGAGUACCACUGUGCAGAACAGAAUGAUGGAGCGCUGAAUUUCAAUGACUGGUGUGAGAAGUGCAGGAAGGAGAGUCCUCAGUUUCAAUUCUGGGAGCUUGUGUUGUCAAUGGAAUUGGUGAUUUUCUCGCUGGUCAGGUCUUUCAGAGAGGCUAACUUCAACUUGUAUUGUCAAGCACUGUCUGCUCUAAUCCCCUUCUUCUUUGCAAACAACAAUGUGAACUAUGCUCGAUGGCUCCCCAUUCACCUCAGAGACAAGGUUUCUUUGGAGCAAACUCACCCUCAGAUUUUCAAUGAAUUUCAGCUGGGAAAGUUUGUGGUCCACAAGACUCACAGGGAGUUCCCAGGCAUAGCCAUUGACCAAGCUCACGAGCAGGCUAAUGCAGUUGUUAAAGGUGAUGGUGGUGCCAUUGGAGUUACUGAGGAUCCAUCUGCACUGAGGCGGUGGAUGGUGUCUGGACCAGAAGUUAGCCAGUUAGUCAACCAGUAUGAGUUGGCAUCUGAGGUCAAUGAAGCAACUGAAGAUAUCAGGCAUCAUGAGCAGACUCGUCAGUCUCAGAAGUCCUUCACUGACAAGGUCCAGAGGUUGUUUGCUGUGAUGAAGGAUCUGGGUAAUCCUUUUCAGGAGGAGUCCAAAGAUCUGCUCACAUUGGACACAAAAAACAUUGCACAUCCCAGUACUGCUGAGCUUGUAAGAACUCACUUUGAGAAAGGUCAAGUUGCCUUCAGAGACUUUUUCAAUGGUCUGGGUGAUGAGACUUCCUUCUAUAGGCCGAUUAAAAAGAACAAAGUUGACUUCUUUCGCCAAGAAGCAGCUUCAGCUUGCAGUGACAUGAAGAAGCAAGUACUCAAAGAUGACUGUCGCCUGUUCUCACAGCACUUUAUAUCCUGCCAAUCACGAGAGUGUGACCUGCUUGAGUUCUUUAAGCAUGAGAAUCAGUCUUUCCCUGCAGCACUGAGCGACACAAGGAAACUCUACUACGGCCAGAAGUCUCAGCUUGCAAACAUUUUGGAAGCUCCCAUUUCUCCUCCUGACAAACAACCAGAAUGUGGUGCUAUUAUCAUUGAUGGUUCCUCUCUUGUGUAUUCAUUGUCUCCAAAGACAUCAAAGACCUUUGAGGAAUAUGCUGUCCAAGAUGUAGUUCCAAAGAUCCAGGCAUACUCAUCAAAGUAUGAGCGAACAGACAUAAUUUUUGAUGUCUACUGGACUUCAAGCCUGAAGGCUGAAACAAGGCAAACAGAGGAUGCAGGCUUGGAAAAGAUCUGGAUAGAAUUUGGCCAGGGUCAGUCCAUUAGGUGGUUGCCAAUUCAUGAUAUGGUGGUGAAUCUUGGCCCAGAGAAAUCCAAUGGCAUGCUGUUCUUCCAUGCCUUCACUGGCUGCGAUGUUGUGUCAGCUUUCCGUGGUAAAAGCAAGAAAAGUGCAUGGCAAGCAUGGGAGGUUUGCCCUGAAGUUAGUCCUGUCUUCAAAAAGCUCAGCCAAUACCCACCUAUCAUAGAAGAUGCAGACCUCAACAUCCUUGAGAAGUUUGUCAUCACCAUGUAUGACAAGCAAAGUACUACAUGCAAGGUUGAUGAGGCAAGACUGGACUUGUUUGCUCGGAAGCAAAGGUCUUAUGAUGCCAUUCCACCAACAAGCGCAUCCCUCGUUCAGCAUGGGGAGCUAAUGGUUUGUGAGAGUCCAGUGGUGAAUUUAAUUGACUAUGACGGAAACAUCACACAAAGGAAGCUGGGAGAGAGCAGUGUGCGGCUGAGUGGGACUGAGGAACUGGUUGUGUCUCCAGCAACAGAUGAAGCACAGAAAGCUUUUAGUGAUCUGACCACAGUAGGAUUACUGCAACAGGAACUGCAUGAGUCUGAGCUGCAGGUUCAGAGUGCUGAGCAGCGUGCUCUGAAAGCUGAGGAGGCCCUCCAGGCAGCACUAGAGACGAUUAAAGACCUGGAGAAACGACUGGAGGAUCAAUCCAGCCUGGAGCCCAAAAGUAGUGAUGAGAAAAAGGAAGUACCACCACCUUCCCCACCACCAGUAACAGCCCCAGCUCCUCCAAAGAAAACUGCUUCUGAAGCCAAAUCAUCAAGCAGCCCCAAAAAGACCAAGAAACGCUGA